AUGUGGCGGAUGCGGAUGCGGCUACUCACUGGCUACCUGGUCCUGCUGGCCCUCGGCCAUCUGCCGGAGCACGGCGCUCUGGGCCAGAAGUACUACAUGAACUUUGCCUUCAACAAUAACAAUCCGGACGCCGAAGGCGGCGGAGCCGGCCCCGAUGGUGGUGGUGCUGCUGCUGGCGGACCCGGUGGCCACGGAUCCCACGAAGAAAGCGCCGGCCAUCCAACCGACGCGGAUGCCAGCGGUUCGACGGACGCUCCAGUAGGCGACACACAUCACUCGAGUGAAGCGCACACUGCGGAAGCUAGUCACUCCGGCGAUCAUUCCGGUACGGAUGGAGCCAAGUCCAGCGCGGAUUCCUCUGGAAGCCAUUCGAAGGGCAGUUCCAAGGGCUCAAGCGCGGCCCAUGACGACGACGACGACGCUGGGCAGGAUGACGACAAUGACGAUAGCGACAGCAAGGACGCCAAGGAUCGGCGCACCAAGUUGGAGGCGAACGAGCGCAGGGAGGGCGGGGGCAAGCGCAACGAUCACAGCCAUCACAGUAGCUACGAGAUCAGCAUCGACGACAGUUUCGGCGGGCGGUACGUGCGAUCCAUCUACGAGAGCAGCGAGAGCCACGGACAUUCCGGCAGCAAUGCGGGCUCCAACCAGCGGGACAGCGCGGCUCGCGAGAGCAGCCAGGAGGGAGCCCACGAGGGCAAGGAUGCGGCUGUUGUCGCCGCCGGCAGUGUGUCCGAUGCGCCGGAAACUGGAGCUCUGGACGGCAAGCAGGAUGACUACGAGGAAAUGUAACACCACCGGGACAUCUGAGAUACGAUUCGCUCGAGGGACUUUGGGAAGACGCAGCCACUUCAAUUGAUUUUAUCAUUAAAAUGACAAUAAACUUUAAAAUACUAA
This is a messenger RNA of Drosophila takahashii, 897 nucleotides long. It is a transcript of the gene Acp32CD, whose product is annotated as Accessory gland protein 32CD. The record is from RefSeq and is a predicted model, not a curated record. Lineage: Eukaryota; Metazoa; Arthropoda; Insecta; Diptera; Drosophilidae.